AUGGAAGUUGAGGUUGAUGAAACUACUGCCCAGAAGACUGCUCUGACUGAUGUAUUGUCGAGCAAAACUGCAGAGGAGCCUGCACCUGCUGAGGAGGCACCCGCGCCUACCAAGAAGCCAAAGAACAAGAAGAAAAACAAGGGGAAGAGUAACGCGACCGCCAACAGCUCACCUCUGGAAGAACUUCAGAAUCUUCUUGGACAAAGGAAGCUUCUGGCCAUGCAAGCCAGCGGCAAACACAGCAUCGAGACUGAGCUAAAGGAGCCGGAUAAGAAGAACAUUGAGACUGAGGAGGAGAUGAGGAAGCGAUUGAGUCAGGGUGUCAAGAAGAACCUGGACAAUAUCUCUGGCAUGCAACUCGUCGGAACUAUCGACAACCCUCAUGAGACAUGGGACAAGACUGCUCCGAUGGAAGACGACGAGAUUGACGAGUUGAUCCGCGACAUUCGAGAGAUCAAACUCCUCCUCUUCUGCCGUCUCGUCCUUCUACAAGCAUCUCUCCUCCCCGCCGCCCUCCGAGCGACAACUGUCCAAGAAUUCCUCGACGACGCUUCCGUCACAGAAGCUGAACUACGAGGUCUCUGCCUCAAGGUCUCCGAGCCAACUCUGCAAGACAUCCGCGAUGCAUGUGCCGAUUUCGCCCGUGGCGACAAAGCAGACGAUACACUCCCCGUCGUCGACGACGACGACGACGACGACGAUGAGACUAUGGAGCAGCUUUUGCAAGGUGAUAAGCGAUAUCAUCAUCUUCACACCGAUGAUUGGUUCAAAGAACGAGUGAUCAAAGAAGUUGAACGUCGUCGCUUCUUCAAGAAAAAAGCGAAGAAGUCGAAGCGUCAGAGGAAGACAAAGGUUACGAUCUGCGGGAAGAGCAUCUGGAACCAUGCUAGUGAGAAUGCAAUGUCUCGCGAUGGAUGGCUCCAUUUCAGUGUCAUGGCCAAGGACUGCGAUCUGAAACAUGCUAUCCAACUUUGCAGAAACUGGUCCGAGUUCUCUGAACUCAAUCUGCUCACGCUGUGGCAGUACUUCCCCGCGUCGAACUGGACGUCCUGGGGCCAAGAUCGCUUCAUGCAGCAGCUCCAACAACUAGGGUUCUUCCCCUACUUCACAGACUUUGACGCAGAUAAAUAUAGUCACCACCAUCAAAUUGGCGGAAGAAGCCAAGGUCGUCGACAGCACGAUAUCGUCGAGGCAAGGAACAUUCUCGUUGGAAACAUGAAGCGGAAUGAUCCUGUGACCCGACGGUUUCUGCAGUAUCUUCUCAUGCAGCGGGGAGAGGUUCUCGUCAUGGUCCGGGAUGGCAAGACGGGUCGUGUUAUCACUGCGCCGAAUGAUGAGCAUCUCUGGACGUAUCGAAAGAAACAAGGCCUUGGAAGGGCGUCCAAGAAUGAUUGGUUUAACAUUCUAGACGUUGGACCUGACUUUAUGAAGUUGACGGAUAUUCUGAGAGAGUGGAGGUUUGGGUUUGACGAUUACUAUGAUGUGUUUAUCUGGGAUUUUGUGCCUGGCGAGCCACACAUGGACCUCUAUAACAUUGUCGUCAUGGCAAGUCCCCUCCCAAACCCCAAGACAAAACUGACCGGUGAUAAGAACUCCGUAAUGCCUGGCGUAUGA
Fusarium fujikuroi IMI 58289 is the source of this 1614-nucleotide messenger RNA. RefSeq lists its product as uncharacterized. The coding region runs from base 1 to 1614 and encodes 537 amino acids. NCBI's taxonomy places the organism in Eukaryota, Fungi, Ascomycota, Sordariomycetes, Hypocreales, Nectriaceae. The record is from RefSeq and is a predicted model, not a curated record. The transcript has a single exon.